This is a messenger RNA of Chaetomium globosum CBS 148.51, 1035 nucleotides long. RefSeq lists its product as uncharacterized. The transcript has 2 exons. The record is from RefSeq and is a predicted model, not a curated record. The coding region runs from base 1 to 1035 and encodes 344 amino acids. Lineage: Eukaryota; Fungi; Ascomycota; Sordariomycetes; Sordariales; Chaetomiaceae.
AUGCCGGGUAUCAAAAACUUCGAUCCCAAGAAGGAUGUGCCGGAUCUCGCAGGCAAAGUGAUACUCAUCACAGGAGGCACCGCCGGCAUAGGCGCCGCAGCCAUCAUCGAGCUGGCGCGGCACAACCCAGCGCACCUCAUCUUCACGGGGCGCAACGCCGAGUCCGCCGAGGCCACCAUCGCCAGCGCGCGCUCUGCCGCGGGAGCCAAUUCUGACGCCGUCGUGGUGACCUUCAUCGAGUGCGACCUCGCCAGCCUCGCCUCGGUCAAGGCCGCCGCUGAUAAAGUCCUGGCCCUCGUCGACCGCCUCGACGUGCUAGUCUGCAACGCCGGCAUCAUGGCCCAGCCCGCCGCCCUCUCCCCUGACGGCUACGAGAUCCACAUCGCCACCAACCACCUGGGCCAUGCCCUCCUCACUUUGAAGCUGCUCCCCUUGCUCGAGAAAACAUCAGCAGCAGCGGGAGGAGGAGGAGGAAGAGAAGGAGGAGAGGGCGGAGAGAGCGUCGCAGGAAGCCGCACCAGCAACGGCGCGCGCAUCGUGAUGGUGAGCAGCGUAGCCUGGAAGAGCGGCGCACCGGCGGGGGGCAUCGUGUUCGAGCAGCUCAAGACGACGCAGGAGCUGGGGGUGGGCGGGCGGUGGCUGCGGUACGGGCAGAGCAAGCUGGCCAACCUGCUGUGGGCGCGAGAGCUUUCGGCGCGGCACCCAUCCGUGCUCUCCUUUAGCGUGACCCCCGGCGUGGUCGCCACGCCCAGCGUCGCCGCCUUUGGCCUCGCCGACAAGCUGCUCGUUUACGCGGCCAAUGUCGGUAGGGUCAAGAAGGUCGGGGAAGGGGCGCAUAACUUGUUGUGGGCGGCGGUGGUGGCCGCGCCCCGGGAUGAUGGGGAUGGGGAUGGGGAUGGGGAUGGGGUGGUGGGCGGUGGGUUCUACGAGCCCGUUGGGGCGCUUUCCGAGCUGCAGAGCAGGGCUAGUAGGGAUCCUGUGUUGGCGGGCCGGCUGUGGGAGUGGACGUUGGCGGAGUUGAAGCCGUUUUUGUGA